Diospyros lotus (date-plum) is the source of this 2348-nucleotide messenger RNA. RefSeq names its product probable LRR receptor-like serine/threonine-protein kinase At1g67720. Lineage: Eukaryota; Viridiplantae; Streptophyta; Magnoliopsida; Ericales; Ebenaceae. Bases 396 to 2120 code for a protein of 574 amino acids. The record is from RefSeq and is a predicted model, not a curated record. Gene Ontology annotation, molecular function: protein kinase activity; ATP binding. The transcript is spliced from 8 exons. Gene Ontology annotation, biological process: protein phosphorylation.
UCUCCUGUGAUCUAGAUUAAAGAGUAAAAUAAAGGGUCCAUAAUAGAUUUUCAGUUGAAAGACAAAAACAAAGAGAAGGCUACGAACAAAAAUGACAAUCUCUCGACUUUUGCAAGGUGAGGAGCUCUCAAUACCUGGCGACGCAUGUCUCUUGUCAGCUGUUUUUGCUUAGAUAUAAAUUAAGUAUCCAACAAAGACACCUUCCUCUCCGUAGACAUUCACUCUUGAAAGGGCCGAAUUUGCCAGCCUGACUCUUCUUUCUUUCAUAGAAAGCUGUACUUUACAUAAUGCAGUGUCCUAUUAUCUGUGCAUACAUGAUCUCAAGGACGGAAGAUUCAUGGUGCUCUUGACUUCUGUUAUCUCUUUGAUUGAUUUAUCUGCAAAAUCAGCCUUCCAUGGCUAUGCCUCUGAUGAAUUUCCAUAGGACUAUGCAUCGAAAAUCUUCCUCUGUUGUGUCAAUUCUUACCUUAUUUGCCACCGUUCACUUGGUUUUUGCUCAGACGCCUGCUAGUGAUUGUGUCCUUGAUAUUCAGCUUCCCUUGUCUGGGAAUGGCUCGGAUUGCACACAAGGCAACUGGGGUGGAUUUCUUCAAGACAGCUGCUGUCGAUCUGUUUUUGAUGGGUACUUGCGUGCAUUGGGGCAGCGCGCCAACCAAACCGGGCAAAUAUUCUUGAAUUCGACAGAGCAAGCAGGCUGCUUGGCUUCAAUGGAGAGUCAUAAGCAAAAUGCUUCAGACUGUGGUAUUGAGAAGCUGAGCUGGGGAGCUGGUGGAUGCUCUGACUACUCUGUUAUAGAUGUUGAGAAUAAGUUAGGGAAUCAGUUGACAACUCUGGGACAAUAUUGCAGGCUUUUGGGUUCUGAAAAUGAAUCAGAUAAGACCUGCAGAGCCUGCUUGAGGAGCUGGGAUGAACUGGGCGCCCCGUCAGGAAAUAGCAGAGAUCUAAAUGUAGUUGAAGAUGACAUUUGCCAGUUUGCAGUGCUAGUGUCCCUGACAAGCAGUAGGAUUGAUGAGGAAAAGUGGAUCCGAGCGCUUUACAAAUGCCUUGGAGAGCAAAGCCAUCCAAUUGAUGACAAAGGGGGUGAAGUUAAAAAGAACAAAAAAGGUCUGGGGAUUAUAAUCGGAGGGCUUGUGGGGAUUAUAAUUUUAGUGGGUAUUGCAUCAUGGAUUUUGUUUAGGAGAUCAAUCAAACCUGAUUUCCUCAGAGAAAAAGCAACUUCAAAUUAUUUGGCAUCCAAGGAUUCCAAUUCCCAGCAGAUGACAAUUAAGGAAGUUUAUUCUGCAACAAACAAUCUCAGUGUAUCAAACUUCAUUGGCCAAGGGAUAGCUGGAAAGGUGUACAAGGGCAUUCUAUCAAAUGGGCAGCACAUUGCAGUUAAGCACAUACUUGAUGAUGAUGGACAUAUGGAGACAUUUGUAAGAGAAGUUACAAGCUUAUCACAUGUCAGACAUCCAAACCUUGUAACUCUGUUGGGACAUUGUGAGGGACAAGACGAGUGUUUUCUUGUUUUUGAGCUCUGUCAUAAUGGGAACCUCUCAGAGUGGCUAUUUGGUAAAGAGAAAAAACUGUCCUGGAGAAGAAGACUUCAGAUUGCAAUCGACUGCGCUAGGGGUCUCUGGUUUCUCCACACUUAUCCCGAUGGGUGCAUUGUACACAGAGAUAUUAAGCCAACAAACAUUCUUCUAUGCACGAACUUUGAAGCGAAACUAUCAGACUUUGGCUUGUCUAAAGUUAUGAACAUGGGACAAUCUUUUGUGAGCUCAGAAGUGAGAGGAACAUUCGGUUAUGUGGAUCCUGAGUACCAAAAGAACCGGCGAGUUAAUUCUUCCGGUGACGUUUACAGUUUUGGGAUAGUACUUCUACAACUUCUAUCAGGGCAGAGGGUAAUUAAUUUGGAUCUGAGCAAACCAAUGUCUAUAGAUAAAAUGGCAAAAGUUCUCACUAGGGGUGGGAAAAUAACAGAUUUUGCUGAUCCAAAGCUCAACGGGGAGUACUCAAUUGAAGCUUUUGAACUUGUACUCAAGUUAGCAUUGUCAUGCACGGGGCUUAAGCAGCAAAGGCCAUCCAUGGAAGAAGUGGUGGUAAGACUAGAGAAGGCUCUCGACAUUUCAGCAAGGUGAACCAGUUGUUCCACGCAAAUUGGUGACUAACUCGAGAAGAUUGUUCUUGUUUAAACUUUAAAACAUCAUCGUUAGUAGCAUGAAUGAAACAAUCAACACACAGAUGUGUUUUUGUACUAAAAGAUAAGUGGUAACUAGUUCCAUGAGAUUCCAAAUACAACUAUCAAUCAAGCUCAAGAAAAAUAACUACAAAGAACAGGCAAUGCCUUAUAACAGUUGUGAAUUGAU